This is a messenger RNA of Meloidogyne enterolobii, 1269 nucleotides long. Lineage: Eukaryota; Metazoa; Nematoda; Chromadorea; Rhabditida; Meloidogynidae. The record is from the annotation of a GenBank genome assembly.
AUGGUUAGAGGAGACGAGUACGCUGUCCGUCGAGUAUUACCAAAACAGAGGAGAACACGCACAUGCAAUAAUCCGGCGCCUAUAAAUGAUGGGCAUCUUUGUGAAGGAACUAGCGAACAAUUCAAAGAAUGUACUCACUCAUGCCGACUGGAUGGUACGUGGGGACAAUGGGAACCUUGGUCACGCCAAUGUGAUGUAAAUUGUCAACGAGAACGAAAACGAAAGUGUGCAGCUCCAGAACCAUCAAACGGCGGCCAUGCGUGUGUUGGACCAGCACAACAAUGGCAAAAUUGUACAGCAAGUUCAAGAACAGAGGAUAUACCAGAAAAUUGCUUGUCCGGUUCUGGUUCACGUUUUAUAUCAUCUCUCCCUCAUUCCUCGUUCUCAUCUUCAUCACGUCCACUUUUUGAUUCACAAUUGUUAGCAAUUGCUUCACUUGGUUGUGUUGCUAUUCUACUUUUAGUCGUUGCUUUACUCGCUGCUCUUCUCUUUUUUGCUCGUAAGAAACGCGCAAAAGGUAUUUGCGGAGAAAACAUUGGUGGAGUGGGUUCUGGAAUGAUUGACGGAAUGACAACAGGAAUAUUUCUUGACAGCGAAGAGAAACUUUAUUUCCCCAGUGUAGCAGUUGCUACAACAACAGAAGAUGAAAUGGGCAAUGUUCGAACUGUUCUUCUCAGUUCAGACGAGCAAAAACAUUUGAAGAAUGGACUAUUAGGAGCAGCCAGUGUAGGACCAUCACCAGCACGAAUGUACUCAGGCGCAAACGCUCUUCAUUCAACUGUUUCUACUCCUACACCUUCAAUGCAGAUGACUAAUGGAAAUGGUCAUUUUAUGACUACCUUCUAUACACUUAGAAGCUGUGACAGUCGGAAUGGAUGUGACAGCCGUGAAUCAGUUCAACCAUAUGCAAGCGGCCAUAUCAGUGUUCAGCGGCCGUCAAGUCGAAUGGUAAAACCAGCUCUUCGACAACGACAAAAAGAUAUUGCUGCACUAUUGCCCGAAUAUUCAUCUGGCUCUUCUUCUUCUAAUGGUUCACAGCGAGAUAAAAAUGCAGCAGAUCAUUAUCAUAACGAUAACCAGUCAAUUCUUUCAAUCAGAGAUGAGGAUAAAGAAGAUGAAAAUAAUUAUGCUACACUUUAUGAGGAAGUAGUAGAACAAAAUACUAGUAGCAAAAAAGAAGCUUCUACUGAAUUAUUAGCUGACGACGAUUCUUCAUCAAUGUGUACAAUGCUUUAUUAUAAUUCUCGUUUAAAUUUUAUACAUUCAUAA